UGGCGCUGUGUAUAGUGUAGCCUACAAUACAGCAUGUCCUAUUUACUCUUAAUCAACCAAUUUUGGCCAACGCGGUUUUCAUUAACAGAUCCGUAGUAUAUGAAGCGCCAGGCUGUAUGACAAGGCGCUUUCUAUUCUGCUGACGACAACAGUUUAUAAGUUGUCGGAGAACUGCAGUUGGCAGAGACUCUCGGACCUUACACAACGCGACCACUGCCAGCUCCAGAGCAGCGAAAGACGGAAACGUAGUGUGUACUUGAACGUAGCAUACAGUAGGGGAAUGUCGUCCAUCAAAGUGGAAUGUGUUGUGAAGGAGAAAUGUGAACUUGGCGAGAGUCCGGUUUGGGAGGAGAAGGAAGGCACCCUUCUGUAUGUUGACAUAUCUGGCCAAAGAGUGAGCAGGUGGAACCCAUCGACCAAUAAGAUUCAGAGUGUGCGCACAGAGAAGUGCGUGGGCUCCGUCGUGCCCCGGAAGUCCGGUGGCUACGUGAUUGCUGAGGGCACCCGGUUUGCUUCUGUGGAUUGGGACAGGCAGAAGGUCACCACCAUCGUUGAUGUCCAGGGCGAAAAGAGCAACAACCGCUUCAACGAUGGGAAAGUCGACCCCGCUGGCAGGUUUUUCGCAGGCACCAUGGCGAUGGAGGUUCGCCCUGCGGUGCUGGAGAGGAAACAGGGGUCACUGUAUACCCUGCACCCCAACCAUACUGUGGUCAAACAUUUUGACCAGGUGGACAUCUCCAACGGUCUAGACUGGUCCCUGGACCACCGCACCUUCUAUUACAUUGAUAGCUUGUCCUACCAAGUGGAUGCCUUCGACUACGACAUUAACACGGGCAGCAUCAGUAACCGGAGAAUGAUAUACAAGCUUGAGAAGGAGGAAGGUAUCCCUGAUGGCAUGUGCAUCGACACCAAGGGAAAAUUGUGGGUGGCUUGCUUCAAUGGAGGCAGAGUGCUGCGCAUUGACCCACAGACUGGCACUCGACUCCAGACGGUGAAGCUCCCAGCUGAGAAGACCACCUCCGUCUGCUUUGGUGGAAAGGACUACUCUGAGCUCUACGUCACGUCUGCCUACACUGGCAUGGAUGAUGCAGCCAUGGCCAAACAGCCUCAGGCUGGCUGCAUCUUUAAGGUGACUGGCUUGGGAGUUAAGGGAAUUCCCGCAUACUCAUUCGCUGGAUAAGCCUGAAAACAGGGCGCGGAAAUAGAGAUGUGAAGAAACCAUGUCAGCGCAAACACAGACAUGGAUGUCACUACCAACGCUCUAGUUAUAUGUCUUGUCUUGAUUUUGAGUAAUGAACUAAACAAGACUAGUGCUAAUGUGAAAUCUGUCAUCAUCUGAGAUUAAUACAAUUUUAGCAUGUAGUAGGAAGAAGCUGGUAGGCCUACGUUGUGUACUCAUAGACAGUACUGCUGUUGUUGUUUUUGACGUGGGAGUGUAAACUUGCAGGGCUCUGAAGCUACGACGAAUUUUAGUCAGGGAGCCCUGGGUUUAGAUGUAAUACUCAUGACCUAAUCACAGUAUAACAACCAUGAAUAUGCAUUUGUCAGAUAAUACCACUGCUAUUAAAAGGUUUUAAGACCA
Alosa alosa (allis shad) is the source of this 1582-nucleotide messenger RNA. RefSeq names its product regucalcin (gene rgn). Lineage: Eukaryota; Metazoa; Chordata; Actinopteri; Clupeiformes; Clupeidae. The coding region runs from base 281 to 1180 and encodes 299 amino acids. The record is from RefSeq and is a predicted model, not a curated record. Gene Ontology annotation, molecular function: calcium ion binding; gluconolactonase activity; enzyme regulator activity. Gene Ontology annotation, biological process: L-ascorbic acid biosynthetic process. The transcript has 7 exons.